GUUCGUUCGGUGUUGUUGUUGUUGUGCUGUUAUCAAUAUCAGAUUCUCAGGGGAGGGAUUUGUUAUGAACUGAGGGUAGUUGUCGGUAUUUUGAAUAACCAUAUAGUUAAAUUUCCUACACUUAAAUAGUUGUAUGAAAUAUAAUUAUUUGACAAAAAAUAAUAUUGCUGUAGUUUUAUACAAUUUUAAUGGCUGACGAAGACUGGAAGAAAAGGUUAGGAAUAGAAAUAAAUUUCUCUUCAGAAGAUGAUGAUGAUUCUAGGCCGAAAUAUGACGACUCCCCGCUCAGUCCCGGGGUGGACGACCUGCUGAUGGACUACGACCAUCUCGGCAGCACGCCUCCACGCACCAGGAUACGCAUCAAGGACAAGAGCAGACGGGAGAACUACCAGAGGGAAACAAAAUCUAGUCCACGAUUGAUUUAUGGAGGCAGAAGUUCGUCAGAGAAAAACAUCUAUAACAGAACUCCAUCCUCCAAUAGUUUUGAAGAUGAAGCGGAUAGUCCCAUAGAACGUCGGCCGAGCUACAACAAACGGACGAUGCAGCGACUACGAGGCUCGGAGAGAGAUCUCAAGCUGGAUCUGAGCGACAUUCGGACUCCAGCGGCGCCUAGAGAUGAUAGGGCGGAGAGUUUACCUCCACAGUCUGCGUUUAAGAUUUUCGGAUUGCAGGUUGAGUCAUGCAACCGGUUCAUGAGCUUGUCCAGCAAACCGGUUUCGUCGCGCCAGUGUCGUCCGUCGUCCCAGGCCACUGUCGCGCAGAGUAUUGAUGAGUGUAACCAGAGUCGAGUGGAGUUCUACCAGACGUUCUCCAUGCUUAUCAAGAUGGGCAACCCAGAACGUCAGGGCGACGUGACUAGCUGUAGACGUCAGCUCAGUAGAGAGGAACACUUGUGGCAGAAUGAGUUAAAAGACCUGAUCUGGCUGGAGCUGCAGGCCUGGCACGCCGACCGCACACCUCAACAACAGGACCAAUACCUGUGCGAGGCUAGGGAGGGGGUACAGUCACUACUGCUGGAUAUUAUCAAUUACAAAUUUAGAAGACGAUCUGAUCCAACUCUAAGCAACGACAGUGGAAUCCACAUCCCUGCUCAGGUCACCUGCUCGGGACAGUGCAUAGGAGAAGACGAUGAAGGCAACUGCUGCACAUGCCUGUCCAUGUUCUGUCCUGUGUGUAUGCAGCAACAGAACGAGGCGUUGCGGGAGGUGGAGGCUCUCAUGGCUAGACUGCAAGCUGCCGAGGCUCUGUUCCCGUCCAGCAAAGCAUUCGCAGCUCACUAUCCGUUGUACAUGAGCGACAGGUUUAUAGCCCGCAUCAAGGCCAUGUGUGUGUGGUACAAUAUGACCAAGCAUCACAGGCUCAAACUGCUCAUACUGGGCAAACAUCUGUUGGCUCAUGCCGAGAAGAACCAAUGUGCCUCAGAUUUAAUAACGGAGCUGUCGGAGGCGUUCAGCCGCAGUGCCAAGUGUGCAGUGAUCUCUGUGGAGCCGGAGGAUGAGGCCAGUCAUGACUUCUACAACAUCCAGCCUCUAGUGAGAGUGGCCAAGUACUUGGAGCAGGCAGACAUAUCUCACAACAACAACUCCGUGUUCAGAAAAUAUAUAGAAGACGUGCUUAAAACCAAAGGUCUGCGUAAAGCUCUCAGUUUUCUUGAAAAGCUUCACAUGGGCAUGUUGAGGAAGGCUAGUUUCACUCUGCAGAAACCAGAUGAUGAUCCCACCAAUGUGAGUAAUGAAGUGAAGAUGCGCAGGUACGGCUACUGGAGCGCAGAGUCUCAGGGUCUAGGGUUGCCAUCCUACCAGGCUGCCUACCUCUUCAUCUCUCACAUACCCAUGGACAUGAUACAUGCAUACUUGCGACUCAGGAUAGAGACCAAACCGGAGCGACCAUCAGUCAUGAGUAUAAGACAACUGAUCCGAGAGCUGAAAGAAGGACUGAGGCUUGCCGUGCUCAACAGACAGCGCUACCUGGACAACGUCAACUCAUCUUUGUGGAACUGCUCAGCUGAUAUUGUAGAGUCUUUCAAGUCUAGAGUCACCAGCUUCGAUGCCAGCGUUCAGAGUGUGCUUGAGGUUUACCUGGAUUUCCUCCAACAGUGGGUUCAGAUGAUUCAACAGCACAGAAUACAGAAGAAUAUCCUCAAAGAAGAAUGGUCCUUUAUUUCCAGCAUCACCAAACACAUCCCUGGUGGACAAGCUCUGGUCGGCAGCAGCUUUUGUCACAUGGCCAUCUCGAUGGUGAAGAUCACCCGAGAGCAGUUCCAGAGUCAGGUGGAUGAGUUGACAAAGAGCAUCGCCCAUGUAACGGAGGCGGAGAGUAUAAUCAAACAGAAGAUGUUCUCCGUGUGCCGCCACCUACAGGAGCUCUGUGUGGACAGUAGAGAGAAGAUACUCAAUGUUCUACAUCUGUCCAAGAUGCUGAGAAAGGAUCUGGAGAGUGAGGCUUACGAGAACAACCUCUCAUCACUGUGCUGCAACAUCAUCGGCGACUCUCUAUCCAAGCUUAAGAGAGAGGCGCUGAGCAUGUGUGAGUGCAUCUCCACCAUAGUGAGACAUAUAGACGACGCCAGCCAGGUGCCGGAGGAUUGGGACGAGGCCGACAAAGACGUCCUUCACAGCCGGAUCAGAGAAGUGCUACAUCAGUUUUUCAAGUUUGGAUUUGAGUACCACAAAGACAUCUGCGGUCUGGUGACAGGAGGGUCUCGGACACAGUUGGCUCGUGGCUUGAUCUCGUUCGCUCAGCUCUGGAUGGCCUUUGCCAAGACGAGAUGUGAGAGAGGUCGAGGCCUCAGGCCUAGAUGGGCCAAUCAUGGGUUGGACUUCAUCAUGCACAUUUGUGAGCCGCAUUUCACCAACUGCCUUACUGACGAUGAAUUUGAGGAGCUGAAAGCCAACAUAGACGACUGCAUCUCCCAUGUGAUCGGCACAGCUGUGGUGGGGGGAGGCAGUACGCCUGGUACGCCGGGGUCUUACUACCGCAGCAGGGGCGUGUCACCAUCCCCGUCUAUCACCUCGUCACGUCCUCGGCCCACGCGGCUCUCGUCCUCACUGUCCAACCCGAACAGCCCCGAGAUACGGAGUGAGGCAACCUCCUCCAAUGAAGCGACUACCUCAAACGAUGACAAGGAACUGAACGGUGCGACAGACGGUGCGGUCGUGGAAACACUUAUUUGUCCUAGUCAAAAAACUUCACGGAAAGAUCGCCUACUUGAGGCUGUCCAAGAAUUGGAUGAAGUGAUAGAAGAGAGGCUUAGAAACGAAAACCUCAUCGGAACUGUUGUUGCUGUUAAAAAUCACCAGACGGAGACCAACUUUGUUCGUCCUAGAACUGUCACGUUCGGCUGGCAGAGGGGAAUAAAAAUAGGUCAAGGAAGGUUCGGCAAGGUCUACACAGCCGUCAACAACGAGACGGGAGAAUUAAUGGCUAUGAAGGAGAUUGCAUUGCAACCCAACGACCACCGGACCAUCAGAAACGUGGCCACCGAGCUACGAAUCUUUGAGGGCAUCCAUCAUGAAAACCUCGUCAGAUACUACGGCAUUGAGAUACACAGAGAGGAGAUGUUGAUCUUCAUGGAACUGUGUACGGAAGGUACUCUAGAAUCACUGGUGGCCGCUACGGAAAGUGGACUACCAGAGACUCUUGUACGUAGAUAUACACUGCAGCUGUCCAGGGCUGUAGGUACUUUACACCAGCAUUCUAUAGUGCAUCGCGACAUUAAAAGUGCCAAUAUAUUUUUGACAGCUGAGGGUAACUGUUUGAAGUUGGGUGAUUUUGGUUCUGCUGUCAAAAUCAAGGCUCACACAACAGUGCCUGGAGAACUUCAAGGAUUUGUCGGAACUCAAGCGUACAUGGCUCCAGAAGUGUUUAUGAAGUCCAACUCCGACGGACAUGGUAGAGCAGUAGACAUAUGGUCACUCGGAUGUGUAUUGGUUGAAAUGGCCUCUGGCAAGAGGCCUUGGGCGGAGUUUGACUCCAACUACCAGAUCAUGUUCAAGGUGGGGAUGGGAGAGUCACCCGAGAUCCCAGACGGCCUAAGCGAGGAAGGGCGACACUUUGCGUCUCGAUGUUUGGUUCACGACCCAAAACAGCGAGCUACCGUGGGGGAGUUGCUGUCUCACACGUUCCUAGCUGUGGAUGGUGAAGAUGAAUGCAUUUCUUGCACGAUGCCUUCAAUUUUAGAAGAUUACCUCAAACUAGGAAUUAAGAGAUAGAUUGUAUAUUUUGACUCCAGUGCUCUUUGCUGGUUUGGAAAGACCGAAAGUCAAAAAGGCUGUUGGUGUUGUGGCUAGUACAAUACGAGGAUAUUUAUUACUGUUUAUUAGUCUAUGAUUCUGUAUGCUUAUGUCAUUGACUUUGGAUUCUGCUGGUAAUCCUAUUUUAUUGAUAAAUCCAAAGCCUGUUUUGAUGUUUAUUCAUGUCCAGUUACAUUUGAGUGUGCUGAUCUUGAUUGAAUGGUUGUUUCUUCAUUUGGUAAUUUUUACCGUUUGGGCCUUACUCUUUUGUUAAAAUAUCAGUGGACUAAAAGUAAUAAUUAAAUACCAAUAGGUCAAUUAGAAACGUUGAAGCUCAAAGGUUUUUUUCAUCCUAGGGACACUUGGCUCUAGACCAGAACUGUUUUACACAUUACUUCAUGCUAGUCCUAGAGGGUCAUGGCAUUAUCACUUAGAUAAAAUCCAUUGGUGAUUGGUGGGAUUUGAACCCAGGACCUCGGGGACCGAAGUCUUGCGCUCUACCACACUUCCCCCCAAGAGCUCAAAGGGUUAGCAACAUGUUGUUAACUAUGGUAAUGCACAAUUUCUUUCUGGGUCAUAUUUGCCUAAAUAUUUUUAUAAUACUAUUUAUGCCAUUGAAAAUGCCUCUAGUUGUACUUAAAAUGCAGGUAUUUGAAGACUACAAAGUAUUUUUCGUCAUACUGCAACAAAAACAGCCGUUUUUAAUACAUGCGGAUCUAAAGUAGCAAAGUCAGCUGUUGUAAACAGUUGCAAAAAUUAAUUCGAGAGGUUAAAAUACCUUUAAUUCGUCAGAGUGAUCGACGUCACCGAUGAGCGGCGACCGGUUUCAACCCAGCAAUGGGGUCAUCUUCAGGCGAGAAAGGGGUCUUAAGGGUUGAUCGGUGACGUUGAUUACACUGACGGAUUAAAGGUAUUUUUAACCUCUAGUAUUAAUUGUCCUUACAUAAAAACUAUUUUUGUUUUUGAGCUUUGUUGUUAAUGAUGCAGUAUGACAAAAAAUAUAGUUCAACACACGGGCAAAAAGUGUUUUUUCAGAAACUUGAGCUUGGGUUGUAAAGAAUCACUUUAUGCCUUAGUGAUGAAAUAUACUAUUUACACCCUGUCAGUUGUGUACUACAAUGACAUUCCUCCAAAAUGAUUAUUUUUUACUGUGAUCAAAGUGCUUAGAAGUUUUGACUGAUUAGUGUUAAAGAUUUAAAAGUAGAAGUUAUAUUUUAUAGUUCAGGUGUUGGUCGGUCAUAAAUUUUACACAAAUGGAAAUAUACGUUAAGUUUUAUAGUUAAGGUAUGUUUAUUUUUUAUAUGUUGUAAAAUGUUCUCAUCGUUGUUGGUAAUAUUGUUUGUAUAAAUACUUUUCUGUAGUAAAUAUAUAUUUGUUGAACUGAUAUAUUAAA
Messenger RNA from Macrosteles quadrilineatus (aster leafhopper), 5625 nucleotides. RefSeq names its product mitogen-activated protein kinase kinase kinase 4 (gene Mekk1). Lineage: Eukaryota; Metazoa; Arthropoda; Insecta; Hemiptera; Cicadellidae. The coding region runs from base 189 to 4211 and encodes 1340 amino acids. Gene Ontology annotation, molecular function: protein kinase activity; ATP binding. The transcript is spliced from 28 exons. The record is from RefSeq and is a predicted model, not a curated record. Gene Ontology annotation, biological process: MAPK cascade; protein phosphorylation.